Galendromus occidentalis (western predatory mite) is the source of this 1759-nucleotide messenger RNA. Its product is annotated as 23 kDa integral membrane protein. Lineage: Eukaryota; Metazoa; Arthropoda; Arachnida; Mesostigmata; Phytoseiidae. The record is from RefSeq and is a predicted model, not a curated record. The coding region runs from base 154 to 861 and encodes 235 amino acids. The transcript is spliced from 5 exons. Gene Ontology annotation, cellular component: plasma membrane.
GGCGGCCAGAGGCUUUCGCUGAGGGAGCGACUUGGUUGGUUUCGUGCGCUGCUUGUGUUGUGGAUACUGUGGAAUUCUGGUGGAACUCUCGAAUCCCUGGACCAUUAGCACUACGAACGACAAAUCCGAUUCGAUAGCUAGGCAAACGCUAAGAUGGUGGCGUCGAUGUGCGGGCUCUUCUGCCUGAAAUGUCUUCUGUAUAUUUUGAACACGAUUUUGACGAUAAUGUCGAUCGUCAUCGUCUGCGUAGGAGCCGGAGUGCUGUUCGUCCUGAGACAAGUAGACGGUGGAGGUACGCCAGAUUUCGAUCUGGCCCAUCUCAGCACGGCGGGGAUUCUCAUUGUGAUCGUGGGCGUACUCAUCGUUCUAUUCGUGUUCUGUGGCUGCUGCGGCGCCUUCCUGGGAGCCGGAUGGAUGCUGAUAUGGUUCGCGGUCAUCAUGGGCUGCUUGCUGAUCGUCGAAUGCGUGAUCCUCGGAUUCGCUUGGAAGUAUUCAGAGCCGAGCAAGCUAGAAGAGGUAGUUUCAGCAACGUAUUCAGCUCUCCUAGACGGCGCGGUGAAAACAAGACAAAUCAAUGAACAAGCUCAGGCAGGAGCAGCCGCUCUCCUCAACUUCUUCCAAGAUAAACUUGAAUGCUGCGGGGACGUCGGUCAGAGCGAUUAUUCGAAGAGAGGUCUCGAUUUCCGGGACUUCUGUCAGCGUCCGAAUAACAACGGCUACUACUCCCGCGGAUGCACCAAGGUGACCGUGGAUUUCUUCCAGAAGCACAGUCAUACGAUGGGAGGUGUUGUCGUCGGGACCAUGGCUUUCCAGCUGCUGGCUAUAUGCUUAGCGAUUUUCCUCUACUUCACCAUAGCCUGAACGAACUCGAACCCUCAUGGGAAUCUGUCGGAGGAAGUGACCGGUUUCCUUUUUUCGACCGGUGGGCAUUUAUCAUGAAGCUGUUCUGAGGGAGAACAGCGUGACGAGAGAAGUUCAUAUGAGAAAGCUGGGAGGAGAACUACGUUAUCAAGGAGUGAGAUCUAAAUCGGAGAUAGAGCCCAGGAAACGCUAUUGGUGUGCCAAGGCAUAGCCACCCCUGUGGGGUGACAAAAAAUUUGAUCCAGGGGAAAUAACUUGUGCAAGGGACGGAGUUUCAGAUUUCGAGGCAUGACCGAUGUCGCCUCGGUGGUCAUGGGGUUCUUCAAGCUAAUGGCGAAGUUCAAAGAGUCUGAAUGUCAGCGAAAGAUCAAGUACAUAGAUAUAAGCGUUCGUUCCUGAUCGCACGUUGUAUGGUGUUCGACGCAAUUUCGUAAUUGGCGGAACCUUCAACGAGCGGACCUUCAUCUAUAUCCUACAUAUUGUACAUAUAAAGCCUGGGUGGUCUGUUGUGUGCUUUUGCUGUUCUUGCGCGAUCGCAGUCACGCCAUUGAUUCUAUGCAUAAAUACAUAGAUGUAGGUAUUUCAAUAUGGAGUUCUAUGGAUUGGUUUACGGUUUGAAUCGAAUUAGUUUGAUUGAAUGGUGGCUUCUGUGAUCUCAGAAUCGAUCGAUUUUGAGCUUACUUCGCUAGCUGGGUAGCUGUUCCGUAAGGUUUCCUCCUGAAUAUGGAUGAUCUGAAUGAAAUGUUGAUUGGUCGACAGGCGCUAAUCACCCGGUUGAUCUAUCGAUUCUUUCUACAUCUAUUUGUGCGGCUGCUUGUGAGAAUGAGUGAACCAAUAUAGGGAGCAAGCGUAAUACCUUCGGAGCCGAUCUAAUUGAGAGAAUAUUUUUGAAUAAAAC